GUGUCUCCUGAGCGCGGAGAGGCGGGGGGGAGGCGGAGGACGUGGAGGAGGAGGAGGGGGAGAAUGCCCGGAGCCGCCGCCGCUGCCGCCGCCGCCGCGAUGCUCCCGGCUCAGGAGGCUGCCAAGCUGUACCACACCAACUAUGUGCGGAACUCGCGGGCCAUCGGCGUGCUGUGGGCCAUCUUCACCAUCUGCUUUGCCAUCGUCAACGUGGUGUGCUUCAUCCAGCCCUACUGGAUCGGCGACGGCGUGGACACCCCGCAAGCUGGCUAUUUCGGGCUCUUCCACUACUGCAUCGGCAACGGCUUCUCCCGGGAGCUGACCUGCAGGGGCAGCUUCACGGACUUCUCCACGCUGCCCUCGGGCGCCUUCAAAGCCGCCUCCUUUUUCAUCGGCCUCUCCAUGAUGCUCAUCAUUGCCUGCAUCAUUUGCUUUACCCUCUUCUUCUUCUGCAACACGGCUACGGUGUACAAGAUCUGUGCCUGGAUGCAGCUCACCUCGGCUGCUUGCCUUGUGCUUGGCUGUAUGAUUUUCCCUGAUGGCUGGGAUUCAGAUGAAGUAAAACGGAUGUGUGGAGAAAAGACAGACAAGUACACUCUUGGGGCUUGUUCAGUCCGCUGGGCCUACAUCCUGGCUAUCAUUGGGAUUUUGGAUGCCCUCAUCCUCUCAUUUCUGGCAUUCGUGCUUGGUAACCGACAAGACAGCUUGAUGGCAGAGGAACUGAAGGCAGAAAACAAAGAUGAUGGAAAUGCUUAAAGCACACUAAGGUAGUGUGAGACUACGCCAUUUCUGCUAAGCCAAUAUUCUCUAGAAUGAGCACAAAACAAAUCAAAUAACAGCUAAACUAAUCGAAUAACAGCUUUUGUACAUCAGCAUCGAGAAGGAAAACGCUUGGGAGAGAUCAGAGUACCAAGAUGGAUACCGGCAAGAGUGACGCAUCCGACUGUCAAAGCAUCUACCAAACCUAGAUCGGCAGAGAUGGGAGUGAUUUUCCUGAAAGGAGAUACAAUCACGGAUUAAACACCAGCUCAUUGGAAACUAUCAUUGAAUAAGAGCAGAUGACAUUCAUGAGAAAUCACAUUCAGGAAAUAUUUUAAGGAAGAGGAAUAUAAAUGUGCUAGAAUUAACAUGUAAAAUAUAUAUGUACUGAGGUUUGUAAACUGUCCUUUUUUAAUCAAACAGAAAACAAAAAGCUUUAAUCUUUCAACAUUAUUUCAAAAAAGGCAGUGCAUCCUAAAUUAUUCCUAUCUCAAUAGCCAAGAGGCUGAUCAACCAUCAGUUAUUGAGGAAGCGUCUUAGAAAAUGCCUCUGAAUAUUUUCAUAGGAGCCAUGAUCUUUGGUUCCCAUCUCUGCUGUUCAUUUAUGUCACUGUGUAAUUAGUUACAACCACUCAGUUAAGAGAUGUUAACGCUUCAAACUUUUUACUGAGUCUUUGUUCAGUUUAAUCUGUCUGUACCAGUUAUUACUGAGAAAGUGUUUCUGAUGUAUACUAUUACUCCAUCAAGCUGUAUAUUACAGGAAGUACAUUUUUACAUCAUAGGUUCCUGAGCAACAUAGAUUUCCCUAUCUUUCAGGAAACAGCAUCAAGGAACUCUGAAAAAUAUAGAAAGCUCAUUUUCACCUUGAAUGCUCACAUGUAAUAUAUAGGCUGCUAUCAAAUAAACACUUUUUCUAAUUGCCCCUAGUAAUAUGUAUAAGAAUUUAAUAUACUUUACAAAUAAACAUCUAAAAUAUCUUCUUUUUCUAUUUCUUUGUCAUAUCAUCAGAAAUCCAUAUCCUUUCUUUCCCUUACUGAUAGGCACUCAUUUUUAUUUUAAAAAUAACACCAUUCCAUUAAACCUAUUUCUAAAUGAUAGUAAGUGGUACUAAUAAAAUACAUAAUAAUUUAAUAGCCUUAGAACUAAAUGAAUAUAUACUUAAUACAGGUCAAAGAAACUUGGUAGGAGUAAGUGGUCUUUUUGUUUACUAAUUUUAGUUUCAAGAACACAGUUUUUUGUUUGUUUGUUUGUUUUUAGUUGAUUGGCAUUUAAAAGUAGUGACAAAUGAUUAGUUGUCUUCAACAAUCUUUUGCUCCCAGGCGUCCCACACCAUCACCCUCAUCACAUGUCCUGCAAUAUGCAACAACAGAAAAAUAUUUAAUAUUGAAGUAGCCAAUUGCUUGAGAAUGACACAAGCUAAAAUGUAUGUGCAGGAGUUAUCAAUAUAAGCCAAAUCAUAUUCUAUACCUGAGCAGAAAACAUGAACAUGUAGAAUGCCUUCAUUUUUGAACUCAAAAUUAAGAUCCAUUUAGUAUGUAUUAUUGGAACAAUGGAGAGUAAUACAAGAAGAAUCAACCAAGAUACAGAUCGUGGUUGAUUUCUCUUAUCCUGUCUCACACCCCUAGUUUUGUCAAAUGUCACUGGUAUUAGCAUCUUUUCACCCCAAAUGAGUUUUAUGUUUCAAAUGGCUAAAAAGUAUAUUACAGAUACAGUCAAAUAAGUGAAAUACAAUUCACAAAGAUAUGGAUUUUCUAAAGAACCACAUUAGGGGAGUACUUAUUAUCUCUAAAGUAUUAGCUGUUCUGGGAGUUAUUUGUUGCUUUAAAUAUUAGCUCUCCCUCUGCAUUCAAAACACCCUACUUACUAAAUUUAAUUACACACAACUUUUCAAGAAUUCAUCUUUUAGUUAAGGGGAGGUACCUCUCUACUUUACCUACAAUAAAAAUAGAAGGUAUUGGCUUUCUCUAAUCCGUGUAAAUUGUAGAUUCCAUUGGGAGUCCUACAACACUAAUAGUGGUGUUUAUGAAAAUGGAAAAGUGCUUCCUAUCCACAUGCAAGUGUUUUUAAGAAGUUGUUUUCCAUAAAACCUAAGUGUAAUUUAGCAUACCAUAGUGCUCUGAAGAUGGGUCAUUGACAGUGUACCAUUUGUACAUAGGUAAAACACAUGUAAAUCACUAAAUGUUAAUUAGGUAUAAGAAGUAUGUUUUUAUCUUUUUUAAAAAAAAAAGUGACUCCCUUUCUCAUUCUGUUCUGUUGUAUUGUGUCCAAAAGUUGUGUGUAAUUUUUUAAGGUCCAGGAAAUGUAAAGAAAUUUGUUGGAAUAUCUGAAUUUCUGUAAAAAAAUAAAAAUAAGAUUUUGUUAUUUAAAAGAU
This is a messenger RNA of Odocoileus virginianus texanus, 3129 nucleotides long. It is a transcript of the gene LHFPL3, whose product is annotated as LHFPL tetraspan subfamily member 3. Gene Ontology annotation, biological process: sensory perception of sound. Gene Ontology annotation, cellular component: plasma membrane. NCBI's taxonomy places the organism in Eukaryota, Metazoa, Chordata, Mammalia, Artiodactyla, Cervidae. The record is from RefSeq and is a predicted model, not a curated record.